Messenger RNA from Fusarium tjaetaba, 5328 nucleotides. RefSeq names its product ankyrin repeat. Gene Ontology annotation, molecular function: protein binding. The transcript has 6 exons. Bases 1 to 5328 code for a protein of 1775 amino acids. The record is from RefSeq and is a predicted model, not a curated record. NCBI's taxonomy places the organism in Eukaryota, Fungi, Ascomycota, Sordariomycetes, Hypocreales, Nectriaceae.
AUGGACACUUCCGAAGACCUGCGGCAUGAGGUACCAGGCUCAACCUCUGAAGCGGGCGAGGGGUCAGAGAAAAUAUCUUCACCAGGUCUUGUUGUGGACACAACGACACCCAAUGACAAUACCGAGCAAGACGACAAGGACGAUGACGCAGUCAGCAUCAAGACAACAACAGACGAUCUUUUUGGUGAUGGCACCGACACGUCGCCUCGAGAACACAAGCUUGGGCUCGACAUAAACUUUCCAUGGGGUUGGUCCGGUUCCUCUUAUGAUGAUUAUGAGUAUGAAAAGAACCCAACAACGAGUACUUCGCCUGCACCUGCUAACGUGGUCAAUAGUGUCCUUACUGUGCAUGGCAUACGUGAUGAUUAUAAAACUGCCUGGAUCGACAGUAAAGGGAACUGGUUUUUGAAAGACAGCUUGUUCAAGGACAUGUCCGUUAGAGAGAUCGAUUAUUCUUAUGAGAAUCAUGAAGAAUCGAUCCUCUAUAAGCCUGAUGGCAUUCGAAUUCUCGCAGAAAGGCUCAUCGACGAAUACGCGACAGUUCGAACGAAGCUUGAAGAAACAGAAACGGAGCGCCCUGUCAUCUGGGUUUGUCAUGACUUUGAAGGUACUAUCGUCAAAGAGAUCUUCUUGGGCUCGCCUCAUCGAUUCGAAUCGCAAGACGAUCUCGAGGAUCAGCUACACAAACUCAUUCAACUUCCCGGUCCCGAGAUCAAAAACAAGACAAUACCGAAAAUCAAGCAUCUUUCAAGACAAAUCGAGAGUACCAAUCUGAAAUUUCUGGCUACUAAGCUUUUCGACAAAGCCACCAUUUUCAACAUUUUUAUCCAAGACCCCAAAGCUAGUCUUGCAGCGAAGCCUGCUGAUGAUAAGUCCCUUGGGGCUGAUGGGAUCGACUACGAGGGCGAAGACUUUAGUAAAGCGAUAACGCCUUUUUCGAGAAAUUCGCACUUCGUCGGGCAUUCCUUCGAAGCGGCUGGAAGAUGGCGCUGGGAUGAUUAUGGACAAAUGGACUUUGUUUGUGAGAACAUCAGUUCUUUCUUUAGUGAUAUUUCCUACGCUUUUGGAGCAACUGGCUUUCAAACGACUCCUCUCCCUCGCGCCCCCGACUCGGCAAUUCAGCAUUCCAUUCGACCCAGUUCUACCGCAUCCUCCCGUCUGAAGUGGAUACAUGAGCAAGACUCCUACGUGUCCUUCGAAAAGACGAAAUCAGGCUUUAACUACUUGCUUCUUCAUGGCGACGGAAACUCAAGCAUCGACAUUUCCAACGUGUCCCGUCUCUUCUAUGCCGCCUUGGACUCCCACGUUGUGUCAUUAGAUGCAAGAAACGCAGAGAAGUCGGUGAUUUACUUCGAAUUCGAUGAGAACGACUCGCGUUACGCCAACCUUCUAUCAAUGUUGACAUACCUGGUCAAUGUCAUUCUGAUUCACUUCUCGCGCGAGUUCGAAGCUUUUCCCUAUGAGGAAUUUCACUUUCUCAGCGAGACGUGUUCAUGGACUGUUGAGGAUCUACACCAUAUAUACUCCCAGUUCAGAAAAGUAGCAACUGGUACUCGCGACCUCACAAUAUUCAUCAGCUGCUUUGAUCAAUGUCCGGCCGAGGAACAAAAAUGGUUUAUGGACCGUAUUCUGUACGAGCAGAGCAAAAGCAGCGCCACUUAUCACCUGAUCGUAUCAACUUCUACGAGAGAAGGGCUUGAUUACGAAGACGCCCCGCGUGCCCCAGAGCAAGUCAUUGCAGCUGCUGUCAGAAGCCUACUUCCGAUAUCAGCAAAAACCAUUCUCGAUGUGUUUUUGUCAUCACUCGAGCCGAGUAUCAAGGCAAAAGCCGAGAUUGCUUUGGACUGGAUCAAACACGCUGCAGAGCCUUUGUCGCCGGAGGCUCUUAUUGAGGCCCUCAAAAUUCACAUGACUGAUGACAAGGAUAUUAUCCUAGAAGACCUUGAUAGAGAAACCGAGAUGGCAGAAUUGGUCAAGGCUUUUAGUGGGAUCAUCAUGGUCGAGAAUGGCGACGUGAAGUUCAGUCACCCAACGUUCUACCAAGUGAUCCGACUAGACGAAGAUACAGAACAGUCUACUACCAGGAUCCACAGCUCAAUGGCCGCAGUUUGCUUACGUUAUUUUCAGCUUGAGAAUGCCCAAAAGACGCUGGCCGCGUUCUGUUCCACAAGAUUCGAAGGAUCCUCGAUGGAAACGCCGCUAGAUAUAGUCAUCACUUCCCACCAACGAACCACCUUUGCUGAGUAUGCUGUUCGGUUCUGGCCCCAUCACUACAAGGCCAGUGGGCAGUUCAAACCGAAAAAGCUUGUUUAUGAACUCUUCAAUAGCAAGAUAUCCCGAGCUGCCUGGGAGGUUCCUUUCUGGCUACUCUCCAACCCUUUCACGAGGAUUAAUCGACAUUACACAUCGACGCUCCCGGUGUUUGCCAUGUUGGGCCUGGAAGACCUGGUCAAUGAGAAGAUGGAUUCUGAAAAGAAUCAUCCCAAGUUCAAUGAAAACUGCUGGCUUUCGAUCACAGAAGCUAUUCGGUCAGGGGAAAACGCGAUUGCAAAGAGACUAUUGGAUCAGGUCGAUGUGGAUGAAGAUGAGCUUCGAACCUCUUUAUUUUGGGCAGCAGCGCGAGAUGACGAAGAACUUCUAGAAGCUUUGAUUUCUAAGAUUCCCGAUCUCAAAGCUUUCUCGUGGCCUGCAGCCUUUAUGCAUCGACUCACCUCAACUGGCCAGGACGCAGUACUAGCUACAGUAUUGUCAUCUGGUAGCGACAUAAACAGCAUAGGGCCCUACUGGGGCUGCCCACCAACUCUUAUUGCAGCCUGGCGUAAUCGUGUCUCGACACUGGAUCUCAUCCUGAGAUCAGAGCCAAAACCUGACUUGACUAUUGAGGACAAUACCGGCGAUAACCUUUUGAUCGCUGCUGUGAGGCUCGGAAAUCCAGAGGUGGUCAAACUCAUUGUUGAUGCCGGUGCAGAUACCAAGAAUGGUAGGAAGGCUCACGGUCUGGUACGGGCAGCGGUGAGAAGCGGUUCACAUGCAGUGGUCCGUAUACUCGUUGAAGCCGGCGCUAAGCUCGAGAUGGAUGCGGAGGAUGAACAAGCGCCACUUUCGCUCGCUGCGACUAAUGGACUUGUUGAGUGCGUGAGGGUGCUUCUUGAUCACAAAGCAGACCCAGAUGCCAAUAGCUCUUAUGGAACUGCGCUUUAUGCGGCUGUGGAAAAGGAGCAUCUGGAUGUUGUUCGACUCUUACUAGAGCACGACCCGAAGCCAAGUAUGGACAUUGCACCUCCGUACAAAGACUCACUCUUCAUCCGAGCUAUCUGCACUGGAAACAUCGAGUUGGUAUCGCUUUUGAUCAAAUACGGUGCUAAGACUGAUUACGUUGACCCUAUCGAGUCAUUCAACAAGUCCCCUCUGUCUAGAGCUGUCCGCGAAGGAAACUUGGACAUGGUGAAGCUUCUUGUCGAUAAUGGGGCUGAUAUCAAUUAUUCCGAAGGCGGAACGGACCCCCCGAUGUUCGCAUCCCUGUACUACAACCAAAACGACAUAGCGAUGUAUCUGAUGCAAAUUGAAGGGGUUGACUUGACGUGGAAAGGGCCUGAGGGAAUGGGUACCCUCCAUGGUGCAUAUAACAGCCCAAAGCUGCUACCAGAUCUACUGAAAAUGAACCCUCCCAUGAAUGGCAUGAGUAUAUGGGGUACAGAGCUACACAUGGCGGCACGUGAUGAUGAGCUAGAGUCUGUGGAGAUACUCCUCAAGAAUGAACCGAAGCCCGACCUGGAGGCGACGAUGGGAGAUGAUGCCGUGAAUGCCUUCGAGGUGGGUUAUACCCCUUUACAAGUGGCCAGCCAUCACCGUGCUUUCCGAUCAGUCAAGGCUCUGUUGGAGGCCGGGGCUGACCCUAGCGUGCUUACCAACAACAAAGAAGACGUUAUCGAUAUUGUGCUCGGAGGUGAGGGCAACUUGGACGACGUUGAGAAACUUGUCAAGCUACUCCUUUCAGAGCCAUACAAUCUGCCCCUCGAAAGAGUCGAUUAUCAGAGCCGCACCCGGCUCCACAAUAUCAACGAAACUACAUCACUUGCUGUAUUUCGGCUUCUCACCGAGUCGAAACCCAAUUUGGAUGCUCGGGACUGCAAUGGAUACACACCUCUUGCAGUGGCUAUCAGCAAGUCUAAUAAGGACAUCGCCAAAUACCUCAUCGACCAAGGGGCUACUGUCAAUACCUUGAGUCCAACCUACGGAAGCAUACUCCAUCUCGCUACCAGUGCGGGAUCCCUGGACCUCGUUAAGCUAUUGCUGGAGGCGGGUGCAGAUCCUGAUCUGGUCGAUCUGGAGUACGGCGAGUCCCUCCUGUUUACAGCUCUUGGCAUCCAAGACGGAGCUAAACUCAAAAAGAUGGUUCGGUAUCUCGUUGAUGAAGCAAAAGUUCCAAUUGACAAGUUGGGAGGCAAAUUGGGAUAUCCUAUUCUUCGAGCAACACAUAGAGCAUCAUACCGGAAUGGCCCUUCGUCAGGGCAUCAAUUGCUGCGGUUCCUGAUCAGACGCAACAUCCACCUGGAUGUUUCUGACAACCAGGGUCGCCAGGCCGUGCACUUUGCUUGCAAAUCACUUCUUGCUGAUAAUUUCAAGGCCCUUGUUAGUGCCGGGGCAGAUAUUCAUUCCGCCGACAAGUUUGGCCGGAAGCCGAUUCACUUCGCGGCAUCGAGUCCAUACAACCAUUGCCUUGAUUACCUCCUUAAGGCGCUUGCAAAGACAGAUAUAGACGUCAAAGACAGCGACCAAUGGACUCCUCUGAUGUGGGCUGCACGAUCUGGGCUUGGUUCUGUGGAGAUGCUCGUAGAACGAGGCGCCGACAUCUGGGCGCGAUGCCGAUCUUCCGCACAGCAGUCCGACUGGUCGCCCCUCAAGCUGGCGAGAUUUUCAGGCCGUGCAAAGUGGAUCACUGAUAUCCUCGUGCCCAAGGAGCUAUCGAGGACCAAAGAAGACGGCUCUCGAGAAGAUUGGGACGAAUACUUUCACAAGAGCAAGACAGGGCACGAAAAGCUAGAAGAAUGCGAUAGCUGUCUCGUUGUCAUCACUGGCUUGCGAUGGGAUUGCAUUGAGUGCAUCGAUACCAUUUCGUUGUGUUUCAAGUGUGUCCCUCACAAGUCCUACCUCCAUAAUCCAGAACAUAGUUUCCGGGAUAUUCCACCUCUUUAUGAAACGGAGUCGGUGGGAGGCAGUGUGAGAAGCAACAGUCCCCAGGAAAUGCCUGCACAUGAAGAGGAUGCAACCUCAGAUGGCAGUUCUGGGAUUGAUCUCCAGAAUCUGGAGUUGGACUUAGAAGACUAG